Messenger RNA from Brassica napus (rape), 1608 nucleotides. RefSeq lists its product as uncharacterized. The transcript is spliced from 2 exons. Bases 21 to 737 code for a protein of 238 amino acids. The record is from RefSeq and is a predicted model, not a curated record. NCBI's taxonomy places the organism in Eukaryota, Viridiplantae, Streptophyta, Magnoliopsida, Brassicales, Brassicaceae.
AUUGUUACUGCUAUGUCAGUAUGCAUUUGGAAGCGUUGCAAGAGAAAGAUCCUCGUUGUCGGCAAAAUCAGACUCUGUUAUGGAAGUUACAUGUGGAACAGUUUACACAAUGGGUAAAGGAUAAGAUUUAUUCUAACCCAGAGGAGCAGUCGAAAAAGCUAAAAUGGUUAGCAUUUGGACCAAGAAAUUCAGUUGCAAGGUACAAAGGCUUAAUCAUCAAUGGACAUCGCUUUCAGAUAGAGUCGCUAAAGAGGAAGACUCAGAACAGUGGGGUAGCAUAUGAUGCUUUCAGUAUGUGUAGAUCGAGUGCAAAAGAUAGUAAACAUAUGGCAGAUAUAGUAUCCUACUACGGAGUGAUAGAAGAGAUUAUACUACUCGACUACCAUAUGUUCCACGUCCCACUCUUCAGGUGUAAGUGGGCCAACAAAGGGCAUGGUUUGAAGGUGGAAGAUGGUUUUACGGUUGUGAACUUCCACUUAAGCCAAGCAGCAUUCCAAAAAGAUCCAUACAUUCUGCCGUCACAAGCAAAGCAAGUGUUUUAUUCCAAUGAUGACUCUUCUGAUUGGUCUGUGGUUAUGAGGGCACCACCUAGAGGGUAUCACGAGUUAGAGACAGAAGAAGAGUUUGCUGCUCCACCAGUAUUCGUCGAGGAGAAUGAAGAUUUGGGAAAUGAUUGUUCUGAUGAUGAGAGUUUCUGUUGUAGGGAUGAUUGUGAGGGGGUCUUAGUUGUGGAGUAAUAGGGAUAUGACUAGUAACUGGUUUUGGUUUGAUAUCUGGAUAUGACUAGUAACUGUUUUUUAACGUUAGUUACAGGAUAAAGAUAAUGGAGUACGGGAUGAUUCAACGUCGCAGUAAGCGCCAACGAGGACUAGAUGCUAGCGUUGAACCACUUAAGUCUGGGAAGAAACGCACGUUAUUGAAUGCAAGUGUAGACGAAGAGCAAACACAACAUCAAGCAGAGCAUCAUACAGAAGAAGAGCAUCAAGAAGAAGAGAUUCAAGAAGAAGAGCUUCAAGGAGAAGAGCAGCCAGAAAAGGACUUCAGAAAAGAUAAAGAAAAAACUCCAGAAGCUGCAGAGGACGAACAUAACUCAAAGCCGAAGUCAAGGAGAGGAAGAGGACCAACCAGAUUGAGUAGAGUUGCUAAAAAUCCUGAGGAUAAGAUCGACAUUGAAUUUAACACUCUCGGUGAGCAUAUUGGAGAUGGCUCAGUGCUACUUUCAUCCUUUCUGGGUAUUCUUGUGAGAGAGCAUGUACCAGUGUUACUCGAAGACUGGAUGCAACUCGAUGAACUUACAAGAGACACAAUGUGGGAGGAAAUUCAGGUAUUAUUUAAUGUUUAUACAAGUAACCAGUAGCAUGACAUGGCAAUGAUAAGUGAUAAUUUCUGAUUUUUUUGUAGGCAAAGUUCAACUUGAAAGAACAAUGGCAAAAGGAUGCUAUUAUAAAACAAAUGGGUGGUCUCUUCAGGGCAUCAAAAUCACGGCUGGUGGCCAAUAUCCGUGCUAUAAGUAGCAGGGAAAAAAUUAUUAACUUAAAACCAAGCAAUAUUCCCUCUUUGGCAACUUGGCUAAAUUGGGUGAAGAGCAAGAAAGGAGAAGAUUUUAAG